Molecule: messenger RNA, 1819 nt
Organism: Haemorhous mexicanus (house finch)
Lineage: Eukaryota; Metazoa; Chordata; Aves; Passeriformes; Fringillidae
Gene: ANKRD34C
Product: ankyrin repeat domain 34C
Exons: 1
Coding region: 14-1543 (509 amino acids)
Molecular function (GO): protein binding
Source: RefSeq, a predicted model, not a curated record
GGAAGCAGCAGCCAUGGAUGAGGUGACGGAGCUGGAGCUGGGGGGCAACUCCCUGCUGAAGGCCGUGUGGCUGGGCCGGCUGCGGCUGACCCGGCUGCUGCUGGAGGGGGGGGCUUACAUCAACGAGAGCAACGACAAGGGGGAGACGGCGCUCAUGGUGGCCUGCAUCACCACGCACGUCGACCAGCAGAGCAUCCACAAGGCCAAGAUGGUGAAAUACCUGCUGGACAACAGAGCUGACCCCAACAUCCAGGACAAGUCUGGGAAGACCGCCCUCAUGCACGCCUGCAUCCGAGGGGCUGGGGGGGACGUGGUGUCCCUGCUGCUGGACAGAGGGGCAGACCCCAGCCUGGAGGACCACUCAGGAGCCUCAGCGCUGGUCCACGCCAUCAACGCCGAGGACAAGGCUGUGCUGCAGCACCUCCUGAAUGCCUGCAGAGCUAAGGGGAAGGAGGUGAUCAUCAUCACCAUGGACACAUCAGCCUCUGGCACCAAGACAGCCAAGCAGUACCUGAACGUUGCCCCUGCGCUGGAGUUCAAGGAGAAGGCUCCCCUCGAGGAGAGCACAGCCCCCUCCAGUGCCCACCUGAAAACUCCCAACUCAGCGCCUUCCCCGGCCGAGAAGGAGAGCAGCACUCUCAGCCCGCACCCUUCUCACACUGGGGACACUGAGCCACCCUCCCCAGGCCAGCGAGCUGGCACUGCCCGGAGAGCCCACCUGCCGCGGCUGAAGCGGCUGCGGUCAGAGCCGUGGGGUCUGGUGGCACCCUCGGUGCUGGCAGCCUCCAGUCACCGCGACGACACGCGGGUCUGCGCCGACAGCGAGGUCAUCACGGGCAUCGGCGACCUCUCGCUCUCCAAAAAGCCCUCCCUCACCCGCAGCAGCAGCAGCAAGGGAAGGGACCCCUCCCUCUUCCCCCCAGUGGAUGAGCAGGCACUGGGGCCGCUGGCAUGGAAAGCCACCCACGAGAAGAGCGCGGGCACCCACCCGUGCCUGUCCCGGAGCGCCACGGUCCCGGAGGAGCCGGAGAGCACCGGCUCGGCCGCCAGCUCCGCUGCAGGGAUGGACACUCCCCACUGGUGGAGGCCAGGCACCGAACGCAACGGGGACUCGCCGGUCACCGAGGCGGGGCAGGGGCCGUCCGAGAGAAGGAAGCUGAGCGGGUCGCAGCUGGCCUUGCUGGAUGGCUGCUGUGACUCUCCCUCCGGCAGCGCCAGCACAUCGCCCAGCACCGGGCGGCGCCGGCCACCCGGCUUGCUGGAGAGGCGAGGAUCCGGGACCCUGCUGCUGGACCACAUCUCCCACACAAGGCCAGGAUACCUGCCCCCCUUGAAUGUGAACCCCAACCCCCCGAUUCCUGACAUUGGCUCCAGCAAAGCCCCCUCCCCGCUGGCUGCUGGGCUGAAGCCGCUGGUGCCCCUCACGCCCAGCUCGCCCAGGCGGGGCGAUCUGAGAGCCCACAGGAAGCUCCUCCGCAGACAUUCCAUGCAGGCAGAGCAGAUGCGGCACCUCUCCGAUUUUGAGGAGGUCGUGGCGCAGUAGCCGUGCUCCACCUGCUCACAGGGAGGUGGCCGAAGCCGCGCUGUCCCCGCAGAGACGGGACGGUUCCCACGCAGAGUGGGCACUGGCUCGGGGACACACAGUGACCAGAGGGCUCAGCCCUGAGCCCCGGGGCUGAAUCGGGAGCGGGCUGAUCGGGAGAUCGAGCCCACACCGUCCCAGAUCGCCAAGCUCCGUGCCAAGGAUCCCACCUGCAGUUCACUUAUUCCUCACUAGUUGCAAUCUGCUUUUCUUACAUUCUGCUCAUUCUCCCACCGA